GCAGCAGCAGCAGCUACUCAGCUCUGCUGCCCAUGCCCACCCCAAUCACCGCCACCCCCAGCGCCCCUUGACCACCCUCUCCUCCUUCCCUCACUCCACCCACCCUACCCUCACCCACUCUUCCCCAUCCGCCUCCCAUGUCCCGCCUCCAUCUCCACCCGCUCCUCCUCUUCGCCCUCCUCCUCCUCCUCCGCCCCACCCCGCUCCGCUCCCAGCCGGCCGCCCCCUCCCCGCCGCCGCAAUGCGCGCUCAACUUCACCGCGCUGCGCCCCUUCCUCGCGCCGCCGCUGCCCGCCGACGAGGCCUCCCGCUGCGGGGUCGCCACGCAGGCCGUCACCUUCCUCCUCUCGCUCCACCUCGCCGCCACCUCCUCCUUCGUGCUCCCCGCCGGCGCGUCCUCCUGCCUGGCCCCGCUCCGCGCCGCGCUCCCCUACCCGCUCCCCGCCUCGGCCUGCGGCCUCUCGGGCCUCGACGCCGUCCUCGCCGCCCCCGGCUGCGGGAACGUCUCCACGCUCGCCGACUUCGACGCGCUCGUCCCGCCCUCCGCGCGCCAGGACAUCGACGCCAGCUGCGACCACGACCUCUCCGCCGUCCCCGACUGCACCUCCUGCACCACCGCGCUCAGCAAAGCCGCCGCGGCCUACCUCUUUCCUGGAUCCCCCAACGCCGGGAACAACAGCGUCACCGGGUGCGUCCAGUACCCGCCCAUCUAUGCCGGCGCCAAGGCGAGCCCCCACGGGCCCGCCGACCCGGCCACGGCCUACUGCCUUUUCCUACUCAAGGCCAACCCUCCUCAAUCCCGGAGCUCUGGCGCCGCCCCCUGGGUGUACGGCGCCGCAUUCGGCUCCCUCGCAGCGGUGCUCCUGCUCGCCGCUGCCGCGGGAUCCUGCUUCAUUGUGAGGCAGAGGCGGGCGCGAGCGGCCGCUGCUGCCCUGGCUGCGGACAGCAGGAGCAAGCGCUCCCAGGCCAUGGAGUCCAUCAGCGCCAGCACCACGCUCAUCAAGUUCACCUACGACGAGAUCAAGGCCGCUACGGACAACUUCUCCAGGGAAAGCAUCAUUGGCCGUGGAGGCUUCGGGAACGUCUACAAGGGGGUGCUGCGCGACGGCACCGAGGUGGCGGUCAAGCGAUUCAAGAACUGCUCUGCCGCUGGGGAUGCCGCUUUUGCCCAUGAGGUGGAGGUCGUGGCCAGCGUGCGUCACGUCAACCUGGUCGCGCUCCGUGGGUACUGCAUUGCCACCACGCAGAGGCAGGGCCACCAGCGGAUGAUCGUCUGCGACCUCAUGCAUAAUGGCAGCCUCCAUGACCAUCUCUUCGGCGCUGGAGAGUGCCAGAUGGCGUGGCCAGUGAGGCAGAGGAUUGCCGUCGGAAUGGCAAGGGGCCUGGCCUACCUGCACCGUGGUGCACAGCCAGCCAUUAUUCACAGGGAUAUCAAAGCAAGCAAUAUCUUACUUGAUGAUGAAUUUGAGGCCAAGGUCGCUGAUUUUGGACUGGCCAAGUUUGCACCGGAGGGGAUGACACAUGUGAGCACAAGGGUUGCCGGAACCCUUGGUUAUGUCGCCCCAGAGUAUGCACUGUAUGGCCAAUUGACCGAGAAGAGUGAUGUCUAUAGCUUCGGAGUCGUGCUUCUUGAGCUUCUGAGUGGAAAGAGGGCGUUCAUUUCUCUCGGCGAGGGCCAGAGCUUUGUGCUCACUGAUUGGGCUUGGUCUUUGGUGCGGAGGGGGAAGACAGUGGAGGUGAUCCAAGAAGGAAUGAUUGAGCCUGGUCCAACUGAGGUUAUGGAGAAGUAUGUCCUUGUCGGUGCACUCUGCACACAUCCCCAGCUGCACGCAAGACCGACGAUGGAGCAGGCGCUGAAGAUACUUGAGGCUGAUUCUGCACCAAGUCCGUUGAUUAUUCCAGAGAGGCCAAUCCCUGUUGUUGCAAACCUGGCUGAGAUUGAGAGGUCAGCCAGCAGCAGUGGAUCAGGUCAGCUGUUCAGCCCCUCUGGUUUCCGAUCUUUUAUUCAUUCUAACGAGGACGCUGCUCUGGCAUCUCCAAAUGAAACAUGAUCUUAGCCCAUUAGUGAAAGGUUAUUGCUAGAAUUCACUACAUACCAUAUUUGUUUUUGUUUCAUAUGAUUACACACUACAGGCAACGGUUGCACAUAGCAAUUUGUAGUUUUGCUCCCAUAGGAAAAGUAAGGUUCUUGCGACAGUUGAAUUCAUUGAAACAUGUUAGUGAUGUUUUUUUCGUUCAUAGAUAUUUAGCUUCCAACCUGCAGUAGCUAUGUAUCAGGAUUCUGGAUAUGGAGGAUAAGAAAUUCGAAACUCAAAACAUAUCCCCUUAUAAAUUAGAUUCAUAACUUGCUGAAUCCGAUUGUGCUCUGAAGUUGAAAGGCAACUCAAAUCCAGAUAUUAGGUGUUAGGACAUAUCAUUUGGAUGGAAGAGCAAGGAAAUAUUUUUGAUAGAAGAUGCCAUCAGCUUCUAUAUGUACUGUACAUCAAGCUUCUCGCUGUGGACCAGUUAGAGUGUUGGACUCUGGGAGUCAUGGGAACUCCCCUUCCGACCCAGGUUGAAAGCGCGGUACCUUCUUAGAACAAAGCUCAGGGGAAGUCUCCACCUGUGGGUGGAGUUUUUUUAUGCGUAUUGUAUUCAUUAGAUGCUAUAAGGAGGAGGUAUAAGCUUAAAAUCAUUAUCCUAUAAAUCUGUUAUGUUGUUUUUAGCUGUCAAGGUUUUCAUUUACACUGUCAAGAAAAAUACCAGAGGAGCUACUUUUGGUCCGUUGAUAUUUAUUCAGUAUGAAUGUAGCCUGUAGGGUUGUUUUUGUUUGCAACACCAUAUCUCUUAUGUAAGAUUUUGACUAUGAUAUACUCACUCCAUCCCAUAGUGCAAUUCUAGCAUUCAAAAAAAGUCCAACAAAGACUGUGAUCAUAGAUAUUGGACCACCUUAGUAUUCUCUAUUCUGCAUGGUAAGUGGUCAAAUUUGAUUCCCGUUCUCAACUACAUGCCCAGUGUUUCGGGGUGAGUGGUGUGUGUUCUGGGUGUGUCGUGGUGUUUGUGUUGUAUGGCUAUUUUGGCCUAACUCUUCUUCUCUUAAUGCAAUGAUAUGCAGCUCUCCUGCGUAUUCAAGAGGAAAAAAACCUACAUGCAUGCCCAAUAUUUUGUUAUAGCAAUUUGUCAACUUUGACUUCCCAUGUUUAGUUACAUGCAUGCCAGUUAAUAUACCUGUGGAUAGCAAAAAGAUGGCACCGCCUAGUUAGAUAAGCUAGCGGAUUUAAUAAGGGCACCAAUGUCAUUUUACAGAAAAAAAAUACAAUUGCACUCUUCAAGGGAUGGAGGGAGUAUGUAUCUAGCACCAGGAUCUAUGAAUUAACCAAACAGAAGUAGAACCAUCAUGCAGUGUUUAUGUUAAGCAUAAACAUUAGAUGUGGCAUGUUUACCAACAUAGUAAUCAAAAUAUUGUUGGGGGUAAUCAUUGACUGGUGAGCUCAUUAAUACUUGAGGGAUGGUUCUCUCUAGUCGAACUGAGUCACAUAUAUAAUAUCUAGAUCAUUUGUAUCUUUCUUAUGGAUGGUUUUUGAUCCUGAGGUCCAGUUAGAUGUUUAUCCAUAUUAUUAUAUAUAACUAGCGCUGUCUACACACUAAGUUUGUUACAGACGUGCCUUCUGAAUGCUACUGAAGUUUUUGUAGGAUCCUAAAGGAAGAGCUGCUUUGUAGAUAGAGCGUAGCUCAGCAAACACGUAGCAGAACAUUUUAGGCAAGCAUAAUCUUCCUGUGAACACAUG
Molecule: messenger RNA, 3767 nt
Organism: Panicum virgatum (switchgrass)
Lineage: Eukaryota; Viridiplantae; Streptophyta; Magnoliopsida; Poales; Poaceae
Product: probable LRR receptor-like serine/threonine-protein kinase RKF3
Exons: 1
Coding region: 138-2051 (637 amino acids)
Biological process (GO): protein phosphorylation
Molecular function (GO): ATP binding; protein kinase activity
Source: RefSeq, a predicted model, not a curated record